Sesamum indicum (sesame) is the source of this 1162-nucleotide messenger RNA. Its product is annotated as ras-related protein RABD2a. The record is from RefSeq and is a predicted model, not a curated record. Gene Ontology annotation, molecular function: GTPase activity; GTP binding. Lineage: Eukaryota; Viridiplantae; Streptophyta; Magnoliopsida; Lamiales; Pedaliaceae.
AACGGCAUUUCCAUCAGAGCCCUAUUCGUUUCAAGUGUUUUUCAUUUUUCAUUAAUUGCUAGCGCCAAACUUUCUGCUCUCCCCCAACUCCGGUCAACUCCUCCGGCGCUGUUUCCGUGUCCCAGACGAUCUUUGUCCGUCGGAAGGAGAGUACUCCCGCACCACCGCUAUCAAAUCAGCGCAUCCAAUCAUGAAUCCGGAAUAUGACUACUUGUUCAAGCUUCUUUUAAUUGGAGAUUCAGGUGUUGGCAAGUCAUGUCUUCUCCUGAGAUUUGCUGAUGAUUCCUAUCUUGACAGUUACAUCAGUACAAUUGGAGUCGACUUUAAAAUUCGGACUGUGGAGCAAGACGGAAAGACUAUUAAGCUUCAGAUUUGGGAUACUGCUGGACAAGAACGAUUCAGAACUAUAACUAGUAGUUACUACCGCGGUGCACAUGGAAUUAUAAUAGUAUAUGAUGUAACUGACCAGGAGAGCUUCAACAAUGUGAAGCAAUGGUUGAAUGAAAUUGAUCGAUAUGCCAGUGAAAAUGUAAACAAGCUUCUGGUAGGAAACAAAUGUGACCUUGCAGACAACAGAGCUGUGCCGUAUGAAACAGCAAAGGCAUUUGCGGAUGAAAUUGGCAUUCCAUUCAUGGAGACUAGUGCCAAGAGUGCAACUAAUGUUGAACAGGCUUUCAUGGCUAUGUCUGCCGACAUCAAGAACAGGAUGGCAAGUCAGCCUGCAUCAAACAAUGCAAGGCCACCUACUGUGCAGAUUCGUGGACAACCUGUUGCUCAGAAGAGUGGCUGCUGCUCUUAGUGGACGAUCAUUGUGAUAUCCUGUGGGUCGGCAUCCGAUCCACCACAUUCCAAUUGGGAAAUUCUCGCUCUGAUGAAGCCUUGUGUGUUCUGCACCUUAUAUUAGUUCCAUUCUUUCUAAGUAUAUUUGAUUUCAAGUGGCUGUACAAAUUACCACAGACUGCUUACUGUAGUAGUAUUUGUCUGGUAUUUGGCCUUUUCAGUUCCGUUAGUUGUGUCCACAGGUAGCAGUGUCAUAGUGUUUGGAAACAACUGGUAAGAAAGACGUGGUACAUUUGGAAAAGGAUUUAUGUAAUAUGUGAUUUGUGUUGGCACUUAAAUUGGGAUAUUCUUUGAAUAAAUUGCUUUAAUCUUCGUUAGGACA